Messenger RNA from Oncorhynchus mykiss (rainbow trout), 2682 nucleotides. The record is from RefSeq and is a predicted model, not a curated record. NCBI's taxonomy places the organism in Eukaryota, Metazoa, Chordata, Actinopteri, Salmoniformes, Salmonidae.
UCAUUUAACCACACCCUUUGAGCUAUGACGCAGUUUCUCUUCGGUGUAAACGGAAGUGAACAACGAACAUUUCCACGUUAACGUUUUUUUAAUUGUUGUUGUUUAACACCAUGGAACUCAAAAUAGUAUACAUUUAACCGCACUGCAUCACAUACUUAGCCCAUGUAGUCUUUAAUUCGCGUUGGAUAGAGGACUUGGUUUUAUGUAUGUUGUUAUCUAGCUAGGUAACGCUAGCUAGCGGAUAACGUUAGCUAACAAUGGCUAACUGUAUGGUUUUUCACACUCAAAUAGCAUCUAUCAUGGAGGUGCUAGCAAAUGCAGCCGUGGCAGAGAUUUGUAAACUCGUAGACGACGACUAUGCAGAGUUUCGUUUGGAAAUGUCUCAAAGCCAGAAAGAAAACAGGACAUUACGGAGGAAACUACAGCUACUUGAACUGAAGGUGUCACGGGAACGCAUACUACCCAGUCGUCCCAGCAGUGUCAAAAUCCUUGACCGAUACAGAAGCAUAGCAAGAGGUGAAGGACAUCUCACUGGAGGCCACAGGAGUGUUGUGAAGCCAACAGGACAAAAUAGAUGGAGAGAUGACCAACCAAUCACUGUUGAUGAGGGGAGUGGAACCUCAACCCAGCAUGUUAUCGUGAUAGAAUCUGCAGAUGCUGCAGGUCCUGGGGUCAAGCUGGAAAGGUCUGAAGGAGAGGAGGACCCACAACACAGCAGAGACAACCAGACUGGAGUGGCACCCCCUGUAGCCACGGAGGACCUCACCACCACCCCAGUGCAGCCCAGGAGCCGACGCAGCGUCACGGAGGUCAGUGGAACGCCGAACACCGUCCUCAAGUCAGAGACAGAUACAAAGACUUUAGCGGUGCUGGAGCAACUGGGCUGUCCUCCUCCCCCCUGCUCAGAGUAUCUACUUCACGGUAACCUGAGCCCGAGGACGGUUCUGUCCCACCGGGACUCAGGUGACGCGUUACAGACUGGAAAUGAUCCAUCCUGUUCAUAUGUUACAGAGAUGAUACCUGGUGACAUGCCUGUGGGUCUAGAUAAACAGACUAAUGCAAUGAGAGGGGACUGGAAUCAGUACAGUAGUAGUGUAUACUCUGAAGGGUGCCUAGAUAAGAAAGGGGAGGGUCUGGUCUUAGAUGAGAUGAUUGUGAAAGUGGAGGGUGACGCUCCUCUGACAUGGAAUCCAGACGAAACUCACUUAGGAGAACGACACUCACAGGGCAACACCGGUAAAUUCUUAGACUACAGGGAAAGCUUAGAGACAAAUGUAAAUGUCGCAACCCACUCGCCUUUACACAUGUUAAGGGAAUGCGACCCAGUGUCCAAGUUGAUGGGGCCUUGUGAUUCGCAUGGCCGCGUCCUUUUUGAUCAGGUAUUGAACUCAAACGACAGGGCUAGGGCCCAGGGAGGGGCCGCAAAGUCAGGCAAUAGUAAAGCGAAACGGUUCCUCUGCAUGUUCUGUAACAAAGGCUUCAGCUGCAUCCAGAAGGUGGAGAUGCACCAGAGGGUCCACACAGGGGAGAAACCCUUCAGCUGUACCCAGUGUCAUAUGCGCUUCGCUGAGGCUGGAAACCUGAAGAGGCACCAGAGGGUCCACACAGGGGAGAAACCCUUCAGCUGCCACCUUUGCCGGGUCAGUUUCUCCCACUCAUUCAACCUGAAAAGGCACCAGAGAGUCCACACAGGGGAGAACCCGGCCCCCAGUGUGAGAAGAGGUUCUCCCACCAGCACCAGCUGAAGAUGCACCUGAAGGUCCACACGGGAGAGAGGCCCUUUGCCUGUACGCACUGCUGGAAGAGGUUCUCAGAGAAGAUACCUCAGGAUACGCCAGCAGAAAAACCAUCCCACUCGAUAGCUUCUGACGUUUAGAUCAAACCCUGCAUUAAAGACAAAGUCUAAUUUUCAUUGUUGUUGGCAGAAAAUAUCCACAGAUCCAUUUUAAAUAACGAGAGUAGCAUAUUUCAAUGUUAAAUAUUGCAUCCAGACAUUGUGAUAUAAGGUACACUGAGUGUACAAAACAUUAAACACCUGCUCUUUCCAUAAGACUGACCAGGUGAAUCCAGGUGAAAGCUACGAUCCUUUAUUAAUAUCACUUGUUAAAUUCAUUUCAAAUCAGUGUAGAUGUAGAGGAGGAGACUGGUUAAAGAAGGAUUUUUAAGCCUUGAGACAAUUGAGACAUGGAUUGUGCAUGUGUGCCAUUCAGAGGGUGAACGGGCACGACAAAAGAUUUAAGUGACCUUGAACGGGGUAUGUGCCAGGUGCACCGGAUUGAGUGCGUCAAGAACUGCAACGCUGCUGGGUACGACAAAAGAAGCUCAACAGUUUUAUGCUCAACAGUUUCCUGUAUAUGGGAAGCAUUGGCGUCAACAUGGGCCAGCGUCCCUGUGGAACGCUUUCGUCACCUUUUAGACUCCAUUCCCCGACGAAUUGAGGCUGUUCUGAGGGCAAAAUGGGGGUGAUGCAACUCUAUAUUAGGAAGGUGUUCCUAAUGUUUUGUACACUAAAUGUAUAUGCCUAAAAAGUCUGUUACAUAGUGUUUUUACAGUGUAGCCUAUAUGAUGUUCAGUUUCAUUAUUCCAUUCAACUACUUAAUUUGAAUAAGUUCAUGCUGACUCAACCUGUGGUUUUCAUGGUGUAUUUAAAACUUCUUUGUUUAAUAAACAUAAUGAAAAGUC